Messenger RNA from Suillus discolor, 999 nucleotides. RefSeq lists its product as uncharacterized. The record is from RefSeq and is a predicted model, not a curated record. The transcript has 8 exons. Lineage: Eukaryota; Fungi; Basidiomycota; Agaricomycetes; Boletales; Suillaceae. The coding region runs from base 1 to 999 and encodes 332 amino acids.
AUGUCUGAGACCACUGUGCAGCCUGUACCACCCUUGCAAAAUGUCAAUGAGGAAGCUGUGAUUGAACAACAGGUUUCAGAUGAGAUGCUCCACCUCGAGCUGGAGGAAGCUUCUGAAGUUGAAGCCAAGCUUGACAUUCUUUUGAAUGAGGGCCUCAAUGAUUUUCCAGAUAAUGAUGAGUCCAAGAUAGCUCAAUAUGCUUCUAACAUUGUACAAAACAGCAUUACUGAUCAAACCUGUACAAAGCAUGUUAGGAUCAUUAAGGCAUAUAUUAUAUUUCAUAUGAAACAGACACCAAACUGGGAUCCCAAAGUGGUGACAAGGAACACACCAUAUGAUGACACAAGGUCAGUGGCCCCUGUCUCUGUCUCCUUAACUACCAGUGGUGAUGAGCUCAUCUACAUAUUUGUUGCAGUUCUCCACUGCAAUUUCAACUCGAGUAGCCCUUACACUGUGGUAUCACUCUGUCUGACCAUCAGAGAUUCUGGCCUUCCAACAAGAUUUCAUGCUGUGUCUAAGUUCAUAAUUGGUCUUGAAAAGACCAAGGCAAGGCAGGGCGAGGUCUCCCAGUCAGCACAGGCGCUUUUGCUGGAUGAUAUGUACUGCCUCCAUGACUAUUGCAUGAUGCACCAUAGUCUGAACAAUGCUGAUCGACAAUGUGGGAUUGUCCAAUAUAUGGUCUUUCUCUUUGCAUGGCUCCUUGUGUUUCGAGUUGAGGAAGCAUUGAGCCUGACAUUUGAGAUCAUUGAUGCUCUCCCUAAUGAAAGAGCAUACUUUGAUGUUGACCUUGGCAUACAUAAAAAUGCACAGACUGAUGUCUCUCAGCGGAUGCAUCUCUGUGCAAAUGACAAAGAUUCAAAGAUAUGCCCCAAGCGGGCCUUGAUCAGACUUGUAGCUCUGUAUGGAGAAAACCAUGACUGCACUGGACUCUUGUUCCUGGUGAUUAACAUGAAUGGUACAGUGACCACUCAACCACUGUCUUCCACUACCAUUAGCUGA